AGACAAACUGGAAGCAGGGCUAGGCUACGCAGUCACAGUCAGUCAGUUAGGGCAACAUCGCGGAUCCCUCGGUCUAGGAAGAAAAACGAUUGUUUUUGUAUAAAGUAUCUUAAUUAUUAACUCUUCUUUUCGGUACACACGUUCAAAAAAAUAUCACAAUGGCAGCUACAGGUGCCCCAUUUAAGUCCCUGUUUGAGAACAAGGCGCUUAGCAAGCCCAAGAAGGAUGACAAGCGCCUGUCAGUGGAGCGCAUCUACCAAAAGAAGACUCAGUUGGAGCAUAUUCUGCUCCGACCAGACACCUACAUCGGCUCUGUGGAACCCCUCACUCAGCAAAUGUGGGUGUAUGACGAGCUGGAUGGCAUGAACUGCAGAGAUGUAACCUUCGUCCCUGGUCUCUACAAGAUCUUUGAUGAGAUCCUGGUAAAUGCUGCUGACAACAAGCAGAGAGACAAGAACAUGAACUGCAUCAAGAUCAACAUUGACCGGGAGAACAACUCCAUCAGCGUCUGGAACAACGGGAAGGGCAUCCCUGUGGUGGAGCACAAGGUGGAGAAGGUCUACGUGCCCGCCCUCAUCUUCGGACAGCUGCUCACCUCCAGUAACUACGAUGACGACCAGAAGAAGGUCACAGGUGGGCGUAAUGGAUUCGGAGCAAAGCUCUGCAACAUCUUCAGCACCAAGUUCACCGUGGAGACCGCCUGCAGGGAGUCGAAGCAAUCCUUCAAGCAGACCUGGUACGAUAACAUGGGUCGUGCAGGUGAGAAUCGGAUCAAGCCGUUUGACGGUGAGGACUUCACCUGCAUCACGUUCCAUCCGGACCUGUCCAAGUUCAAGAUGCAGGCUCUGGACCGCGACACCGUGGCCAUCAUGACCCGCCGAGCCUACGACAUCGCUGGAGUCACCAAGGGCGUCAAGGUCUUCCUGAACGGCAAGAGGCUCCCGGUGUCUGGGUUCCGCAGCUACGUGGACCUGUAUUUGAAGGACCGUACGGAUGAGACGGGCUCUCCCCUCACCGUGGUGCACGAGCAGGUGAAUGAUCGCUGGGAGGUCUGCCUCACCAUGAGCGAGAAGGGAUUCCAGCAAGUCAGCUUCGUCAACAGCAUCGCCACCACCAAGGGGGGGCGGCACACAGACUACGUAGCCGACCAGGUUGUGUCCAAACUGAUCGAUGUGGUGAAGAAGAAGAACAAGGCUGGAGUCACCGUCAAGCCCUUCCAGGUGAAGAACCACAUCUGGCUGUUUGUGAACUGUCUGAUUGAGAACCCGAGCUUCGACUCGCAGACCAAAGAGAACAUGACUCUGCAGCAGAAGAGCUUCGGCUCCACCUGCCCCCUCAGCGCUCAGUUCAUCAAAGCGGCGACUAACUGUGGUGUGGUGGAGAGUGUGAUGAACUGGGUGCGCUUUAAGGCUCAGAGCCAGCUGAAUAAGAAAUGCUCAGCCGUUAAGCACACCAAGAUCAAGGGCGUGCCCAAACUGGACGAUGCCAACGACGCAGGCGGUAAGAACUCCAUCGGCUGCACCCUGAUCCUGACGGAGGGGGACUCGGCCAAGACUUUGGCCGUGUCAGGGCUGGGGGUGGUGGGCCGAGACCGCUACGGAGUCUUCCCUCUCAAGGGAAAGGUGCUCAAUGUGAGGGAGGCCUCACACAAACAGAUCAUGGAGAAUGCUGAGAUCAACAACAUCAUUAAGAUCAUGGGUCUGCAGUACAAGAAGAACUACUCUGACCCCGAGUCUCUCAAGAGCCUUCGCUACGGCAAGCUCAUGAUCAUGACAGAUCAGGAUCAGGACGGAUCUCACAUCAAAGGUCUCCUGAUUAACUUCAUCCACACCAACUGGCCCUCCCUGCUGCAUCACAACUUCCUGGAGGAGUUCAUCACGCCCAUCAUCAAGGUGACCAAUAAGAAGCAAGAGCUGUGCUUCUACAGCAUCCCUGAGUAUGACGAGUGGAAAGCCGAACAGGGCAACUCGAAAGCCUGGAAGAUCAAAUACUACAAAGGUUUGGGUACCAGCACGGCUAAAGAGGCCAAGGAGUAUUUCUGCGACAUGGCUCGCCAUCGCAUCCCCUUUAAAUACUCCGGCCCUCAGGACGAUGAAGCCAUCACCCUAGCCUUUAGCAAGAAGAAGUGUGACGAGCGCAAGGAGUGGCUCACCAGCUUCAUGGUCAACAGACGCCAGCGCAGGGAACACAACCUGCCAGAGGAUUACCUGUAUGGCCAGAACACCAAGUCCCUCUCCUACCACGACUUUAUCAACAAGGAGCUGGUGCUCUUCUCCAACUCAGACAACGAGCGCUCUCUCCCCUGCAUGGUGGACGGCCUGAAGCCAGGUCAGAGGAAGGUGUUAUACGUCUGCUUCAAGAGGAAUGACAAGAGGGAGGUGAAGGUGGCCCAGCUGGCCGGCUCUGUGUCCGAGAUGUCAGCCUACCACCACGGCGAGAUUUCCCUGAUGAUGACCAUUGUGGGUUUGGCCCAGAACUUUGUGGGCAGCAACAACCUGAACCUGCUGCAGCCAUUGGGCCAGUUUGGUACUCGCCUGCACGGGGGCAAAGACUCGGCCAGCCCCAGAUACAUCUUCACCAUGCUCAGCCCGUUGGCUCGCCUGCUGUUCCCGGCGGUGGACGACAACCUCCUGAAGUACAACUACGACGACAACCAGCGCGUGGAGCCGGAGUGGUACAUCCCCAUCCUGCCCAUGGUGCUGGUCAACGGCUCCGAGGGCAUCGGCACCGGCUGGGCCACCAAGAUCCCCAACUUCGACGUCCGCGAGAUCGUCAACAACCUCCAUCGCAUGCUCAACGGGGAGGAGCCUCUGCCCAUGAUCCCCAACUAUAAGGGCUUCAAGGGCACCAUCAUGGAGGUGAUGAAUAACCAGUGCCUGAACAGCGGAGAGAUCGCCAUCAUCGACGACAACACCAUCGAGAUCUCAGAACUGCCCGUCAAGACAUGGACCCAGACGUACAAGGAAAACGUGUUGGAGCCCAUGCUGAACGGCACUGAGAAGAUCCCGGCGCUCAUCACGGACUAUAAAGAGUACCACACGGACACCACGGUGCGCUUUGUGGUCAAGAUGAGCGAGGAGAAGCUGAGGGAGGCAGAGGUGGCCGGCCUGCACAAAGUCUUCAAGCUCCAGAACCCAAUCACCUUCACAAACACCAUGGUACUGUUUGACCAUGUGGGCAGCCUGAAGAAGUACGAAACCACGCAGGAGAUCCUUCGUGACUUCUUCGAGCUGCGUAUGCGCUACUACGUCCUCCGCAAGGACUGGCUGCUCGGCAUGCUGGGAGCCGAGAGCUCCAAGCUGUCCAACCAGGCGCGCUUCAUCCUCGAGAAGAUCCAGGGCACUCUCGUCAUCGAGAACAAGCCAAAGAAGGAGCUGAUCCGCAUGCUGCAGGAGAUGGGCUACGACUCAGACCCAGUCAAGGCCUGGAAGCAAGCUCAGGAGAAGGAGGAGGAAGAGGAUGGUGAGGAGGGCGAGGAGAAGGAGGAAGAGGCCGCGGGGCCGGACUACAACUACCUACUGAGCAUGCCCAUGUGGUACCUCACCAAGGAGAAGAAGGACGAGCUCUGCAAGCAGCGCGACGCCAAGAUGACAGAGUUGAACACUCUGAAGAGGAAGCAGCCCGCUGAUCUGUGGAAGGAGGACUUGGCUGCCUUCACCGAGGAACUGGAGCGUGUGGAGGAGCAGGAGCGUGCCGCAGCUGUGGUUGGCGCGGUGGCAGUGAAGGGUAAAGGAGGCCGCGCUAAGGUGGUGAAGGUGAAGGAGGAGACCAUGCCCACGCCGCAGGGCAGACGCGUCGUGCCACGCAUCACCAGCGCCAUGAAGGAGGUCGCCACCAAGAAGACCACCGCCGGAAAAAAGAAGACCAAGAGUCAGAGUGAGGAUGGCGUGGUGAUGAAGAUGGAGUUUGAGGAUGGUGGUGCCGCUGGUGACCAGGGAGACGGGGAGCCUCAGGGGCUGGCAGCUCGCCUCAACAAGAAACCCAAGAAGGAGCCCAAGGAGAAAGCUGGAAGUAAAUCGCUGGGCAAGCAGACGACGCUGCAGUUCCGUUCGGUGGAUAAGAAGGUGAAGAAGAAGAACCCCUGGUCUGAUGACGAUGAGGAGGAGGAGGAGGGGGAGGAAAAACGGUCCUCAGCAGGCUCCUCUGCCGAGCCCAGCCCUGACGUCGCACCCAGGGAGAAGACACAGAGGGCUACCAAGGCUGCCCCUGCCAAGUUUGUCUUCUCCAGUGAUGAAGAGGAGGAUGAUGAUGAUGACUUUGCCCCUGUGGCCUCUAACAAGAGCAGCAAGGCCAAGACAGUAGUAAUGAGUGACGAAGAUGACGAUGAUGAUGUCAUGCCCAAGCCCACUGCGGACGAUGACAGUGAGAUGGACAGCCCUCUGCCUCCUCCCAAAAAGAAGCUGCUACCCAAACCUGCAGCUCCAAAGGCGGAGGCCCCGAGUAAACCUGCUGUCAAGUCCACUGCAGCGGAGCCGUCAGCCAAAGCGGCACCCAAGGUCAAGGAGGCAGCACCCAAAAAACCUGCAGCAGCCAAGAAGACCACUGCUGCCCCCAAGAAAAAGGCUACAGACGUGAAGCAGCCUUCCAUCUUGGACGCCCUCUCCAAACCAAAGCCCGCCUCCAAAGCCAGCAAGAAGGCCGCGCCCUCCACCUCCAGCGACUCAGAGCCUGCUGAGAAGGCAGCAGCUAGUCGUAAGAGGAAGCCAGCACUGGACUCUGGCUCUGACUCAGACAGCGACUCUGGCGACCUCAUGGCCCGCAUCAAGGGCAAGAUGGGUGGUGGUUCAAAGAAAAACAAGUGGGAGGACGAUGACAGUUUUGCGGUCCCUGAUAAGGAGAUGGAUUCCCCGGUGGUGCAGAGGAGUAAGCCUAGCCGUGCUGCCAAGCCCACCUCAUACAAGUUGGACUCAGAGUCUGACUCUGACUUUGACUUCUAAUGUUAUUCCACGGUGAUAUUCCACUGCAUUUUUUCAACUCCAUUUUUUCACCUUUCUGUUUUCCCCGUUUGUGUGUUUUACUGUAAAUAUUUCCUGUUUUAUACAUGUUCUGUCUGUUUUUUUUAUAUAAGACUUUGUAAUAAAUAAAACCCAUUUUAUUUGACUUGA
Molecule: messenger RNA, 5105 nt
Organism: Engraulis encrasicolus (European anchovy)
Lineage: Eukaryota; Metazoa; Chordata; Actinopteri; Clupeiformes; Engraulidae
Gene: top2a
Product: DNA topoisomerase II alpha
Exons: 35
Coding region: 159-4937 (1592 amino acids)
Biological process (GO): resolution of meiotic recombination intermediates; DNA topological change; sister chromatid segregation
Cellular component (GO): nucleus
Molecular function (GO): DNA binding; DNA topoisomerase type II (double strand cut, ATP-hydrolyzing) activity; ATP binding
Source: RefSeq, a predicted model, not a curated record